AUGUCCCAAUUUCGAAGUUCGUAUGGGUCUCAUGGAUGCGAACCUUCGACCUCGUUUCAAGCCGAACUUUCGACUCAUCGCACUUCGUAUGUCUCCAACUGCUGUUUCGAUAUUUUUUCUUUAUUUAGGAUACAAACUUCGUUCAGUUCCUACUCGACCAAAGUUAUACCCAACUUGCCAACAAGAUCGUCGGAUACGACAAUUCGUCGAGGACCUUCCACUCCUCCCUUGCUCUCGGAGACAGGUGAUUCGGAGCCUUUGCCAUGGCGCCGAGUUCUCGGGCGCAUUGAGGAUUGUCGAGACCAGGAGAGCCGGAAUAAAUAUAAACAGCAGCUGGAAAGGUAUGGCAAUCAUAAUUUCUCCGAGAGGAAGCGGCGAGCCCUGAUACAAGGGAAGGAUUUGUACGGCGACUUGACCAACAUCUUCAAGGAGCCUGAGAAGGAAUGGCCAUUGAUUGAGAGCCGAAUUUUCGGGGAUAAACCCCGAAAAUAUUCGUUUGUCAAUAUUAUGGUGAAAGAUAGCAAAGGCAACCUGAAGGCGACCAAAAGAGUCAACGGAAUUUGUUUGGAAUAUCCGGAAUAUACGCGAGAAGAAGUUUCGGAUCCAAGAAAUCAAAAUUCGUUGAGGAAAAAUGUCGCUAAAGAUUAUUUGGUAAGUUUUGGUGCCUAUUUUUUGAUUGAAACUGUAGAUGACUGAUGUCAAAAAUAGUAAUGUUUGCCUCAUCGUUGAGGUAAAAAAGGGCCUGUAUUGUAAUUUUCAAACUGUUUGCGAGCAGUUGUUGGUCAAAAAAUUUCAUUUUUGCCCAAGGAUUUACCUGGUGUACCUAAAACAAUAUAAAUUUUGAUUUGUUGUUUCUUCAUGGUGUUUUCACCCAUUUUCUAUAUAAAAUGUGUUUCUAGGAGCUCGAUAUCGUGAUUGAUAACAGUUUUUGUGCCGCUCCGCCUCGUCGUGAAGCCUGUGUUACCCAAUUGAAUGAUAAUGUUCGAGAAGACUACCUCCUCUCCGUUUGCAGGUACGUAUUUCUUUUGUUUUUGUGUUUAGGAAUGUGGUCGAUGACUUGAUUCACUCAUUACAGCAAGUUUGGCCAAGUCAAUUACCUCCACAUUUACACAAAUCCCGACGGAAAGUCGCGGACCCAUUUGGGAUUCGCCUUGAUCGAAUUCGACUCGGAAUCAGCGUUGAUGGAGUUUGUAAAGUGUUAUACGGAACGACCAACUAUAAUGGGAUUCCAAGUCAAGGUCUUUGUGGACACUCUGGGCUUCUGGGCCAUUGAAGAGUAUAAAAGAGUCACUGGAUUCGACGCUCCUUUACCUCCGAGGCACGAAAAUCUGACGGAUCCGAUUGCCAUUGCUAGAAUUAGACAUUUGGUUAAGGUGGAAAAUCGCGAAAAUAAUAUCAUCGAUAGCCAGUAUGCUUUGGAGACUAGUGUAGAUACCUCGCAACAUAAGGGUAAGAGUUGAAUUUUGUGUUUUGGAUAUUGUUUUAGGUGAAGGUUGGAGGUUUUAAAAAAAUUGACAAAAAGUUUUAAUUUUUGAUGUCAGAGCGAAUGUAAAAUCAAUUUUUCGGUAUUUUAGAAGGCCCUACAACCCCCGAUCUACCUCCGUCAUCCAUCAGAAAAGGUCCACGAACCCCCGAACCAGUGGAAAGAAGAAGAUCCUUGUCCAGAAUAUCCUCAAGAAGCUCUGUCUCGCCGGAUUAUCGAAGGAAAAACAAAUACAGACAUAAAUCACCGGACAGAAGCUUCUAUGGACGACGGGACAGGAAACGCCGGCGGUCUUUGUGCUCGGAGAGCGCAUCUUCGGACUCGGAAUCACAAAAGGAACGGUUUAAUCGGAGGAAAAGUGCGAAGUUUGAGGCCAAUAAUGGUGUAAAAGGCGAUAGAAAGAGGGUAAGUGGGAUUUUAAAAUGUGAUUUGGGGAGAAAAUGCGGAUUUUUUUGUGGGAUUUUGAGGUGUUUUGUCAAAUACAAUAUAAAUUUUUAUUUUUUUCAAUUUUUAGAGGGAAUUUGUAAGCGAUAUGUCGUUUUUGAGGCUGAAUUUUCAUUUUCAAUACUUUUUUAGCGAUCCCGAUUCGACACGUUGGAGCGCGCACCUUCCCCGUCCUUCCAAAUCAAGCCCGAUCCGGACAGCCAAUGCUCCCAAAGCUCGACCGUCCCCCGCCCCAAACUCAUCGACCCAACCAAUGUUCCCAAAGAAGACUAUGCCGACUAUAUAAACAGCCAGGAAGGCAUCUUCUGGGACCCGAAAGUCCCAUUUCUUUGGAAAGAUUACCCUCUGCAGUACUUUAAUCGCUUCGCGACUGCCCAAGAUCAGGCCAAAGUCAUCGAAUAUGGAUGGCAACAGCAUCCCGGCGAUGUGUUAAGGUUCCCCACGUGUCAUAUUCAACUGGGAUACGCAUAUUAUACCACCAAAAUUAGGUAUCCACAACCUCCCGUAGACCAUAUGAAGGAGAAUGUGGACCUUGCCAAGCAGAGCUUGAGAACGGAAAUGCUUUUCCAUCUAACACAAGCAGUGGGACAGCUGAUCGAGCAGAAAUUGUACCUGGAAAUGGAAAAAAUGCACAAUGUUUAUGAAGCGGAGAUGGUAAGAAUUUCAAAAUUUGAUUAGUGUUUUCAAUUUUUAGAAGAAGAAAGACGCCGAAAAAGCAAAACAGAAGGUUCAGCUACGGCAAUUUGAUCUCGAAGCAUACCUUGAAGGCCAAUCGAGAAGACAGUCGGUGUUUGGAUCAGUUUCGGUAAGAAAAUUAUAUUGUUGUAGGUACAGUGGGGGACCUGAUCCAGUCAUCCAAAUUCGUCUUAUAAUAUAUACAACUUGCAUUUAGAGACAACUUUAUACAGUGGGGGACCUGAUCCAGUGGCAAAAAACGUACCAUUUUGCAUCCGGGAAGUAUCAGAAAUGUGGCAAAAUGCUUCCCUCUCCAAGUGAAAAAACUUCGUUUUGAAGGGCGCGCCUUUUUUCCUCACAAAAAGAGCGGGCGCGCUUUUGAAAUCGGAUUUUCUCACUUGGAGAGGGAGGUAUUUUGCCACAUUUUUGAUACUUUCUGGAUACAAAAUGGUACUUUUUUUGCCACUGGAUCAGAUCCACCACUGUAUAAAGUUGUCUCUAAAUGCAAGUUUUAUAUAUUAUAAGACGAAUUUGGAUGAAAUUUGGGGUGUCAGAUGUGGGUCUUGCAAUUUGAAAGGGGUUGUUGUUGAAAAUUGUAAUUUUUUUCCAUUCCAGUUCAACAAAAACAACAUUGUCGCCAAGAAGAAGGAACGCAAAAGUCAAACAUCCAGGCGCAGAGACGGAAAAAGAAGAGCCGUUCUCAGCGAUUCCGAGGAAUUCACGGCCGAUGAAGAUGCCAUGGACGAUGCAAACUCGGUUUCUUCAACGAAUUCGAUCCGAAAUGACAUGUACAAUAUAAAGUCGGAGUCCCCUUCGUCCGGAAUUCAAAGCCCAGCCAACCCGGAAGACCGGGGAAUGUACUCGCCGACGCCUGGGCCCACGGUAAAUGGAGAAGAGGUCCAAAAAACAAUAAAAGAAGAGUCGGAUUCGGAUGAAAGUCUGAUUUUGAAGACGAAUAAGAAAAAGAGAACCACCAAAGAUGUCGCCGUACUCACAAGCACCUCGGAAAGCGAAUCCUCGGACUCGGAUUCGAGUGAAUCCGGCUCUUCCAGCGACUCCUCCUCCUCUUCGGAACCUCGAGUUUGCACUAUUGAAGACGCUGCCAGAGCUUUUGAGGAAUCGAGAAAGAAAUCCGUCCCGUGGAGAACGGAAAAUGCUCAGAAGAAGGAUAAGGAAGCAGAGGAAGAAGAGGAAUCUCAGGAAGAACAGGAACAGGAUGACGGAAUGAAUGGAAAUGUAUUUUUGCAAGGGUCAAAUCGCAUCAUUAGAAAGGUGGACUACUGCGAAAAUGAUAGCAGCAACACGGAGGAGCACGAGAGCGACUGGGAAGAUGCUGGAGGAAAGAAAAAGAAAAGUGAGUGGGGACAGGGCUAGUGCAAUAUAAAAAAGUAGAGUUUUUGAAAUAAAAUUGAGCGAAAAUGUUAGUAAAAGACAGGAGAGGGCUAGUGCAAUAUAAAAAAUUUGUGAUUUUUGGUGAAAAUUGAGAUUAGGUAGUAGAAAAUGGGCUAAAAAACCUAGUACAAUAUAAAAAAGUUGAGUUUUUGAAAUAAGAUUGGGCAAAAAUUUUAUCAGAAGAACAGGAGAUGGCUAGUGUAAUAUAAAAAGUUUGUUAUUUUUUGAUGAAAAUUGUGUCUAAGUAUUAGAAAAUGGGUUUAUAAAUCUAGUACAAUAUAAAAAAAUCUAAAUUUUGAUAACAGAGUAGAUGAUAAAAAAUCUCGAUUUUUCAGAGAAACAGACAAAGCGGACGAAAAAAUCCAGCGAUGAAGAAGGUCCAGCACCGCCUCCAACAAUCGCAAAAGCUCCGAAAACAACAAAACCAAAGCCAGUGAGACGACAGAAGAAAGAAACGGCUCCGAAAACAACGAAGGCCUCCAAGAAAGCCCAAGAAAAAGCAGCAAUUAAAGAAGAAGUGAUCUCGCAAGACGAAACCAGCCAAAAUGAAAUUGAAAAACGACCAAAAACACCGACUGAGCCGAGCAUUCGGGAGGAAAAUGAUGAAAGUAGCCAAGCAAGCGCUGCUUACGGAAGUCAGAGCUCAAGUAAAAGUCCGGAGGAACCGAUUUCCAGAAAAAAAUCAUUGGAAAGCCCCGAAAUUGAAAAUAAUGGAGGUGUUUUGGAGAGUGGAGUCCCUGUAGAGAUCAAGGAAGAGCCAUUAGAGCCCUCAACCUCGGAAGUUCGGAGAAUCAAAUCGGCGGAGACGGUGUCUUCGGCAAGCAGCUCCGACUCGGAAUCUUCCUGGUCAGAAGACUCAUCCGGCUCGGCGGCCGACAAAUCCUCGGGAUUCACAUCGAAAUCACAUACCCCAUCGGUGAAAGCAACCCCUAAAUCAGCAAAUACUCCGAACCCAGAGCCCGGACAACCUCAAAUCACACAAGCUGAGCUCCUAAAACAACUCCAGCAGAAGCUGAAGGAGAAACAACAAGAGCUCCUCCAGCAGCAGCAGCAAGACCAGAAACCCGUAACGUAUGAUCCAAUGCCAAGGUCAUGGUUUCAAGUACCAGUACAUGAGAAACGGAAGAGCAUCGAUGAACGGUUCUAUCAGAAGAGGGCUGUGGAAAUGAAGCCAAAGGAGAACAAAUUUAGCAGUGUGAAAUUCAAAAGGAGGUCUCAGCAUGAAGAAGCGGAACUGUUGCACAAGGUAGGUAUGGGAAAUGAGGUUUAGUGGGCAUGGGGAGCUGUGAAAUGGAAGGAAUUGAUUUGUUUUGAGGAGUUGGGGGUUUUUUGGAUAUUGUAGUAGGUUUUUUAAUAAAUUUCUGAAUUUAGCUUUAUGGAUUUGAUUAGAUUAAUUGUUUUCUCAUAGUAGAAGUCUUGAAGAGCCUAGGGAUUCUUGGAAUAGUAAUUUUCAGUUUGUUUUCUAGGUUUUAUGAACACUUUUAUAUUACACUAGACAAUUUUUGAUGAUUUAUUUAAAAAUUUUUCAUUUUUUACAUCAUACUUGACUUUUUUAGGCCAUGGACGAAGAAGAUGCCAUGUACGUGGCCAAUGUUGCCCAAGAACACCGCUAUCACUUCUCGGUGGCGUCAGAAUCCCAGAAACAUGAACUUUUCUUCGCGAAUCCAUUCACCUACAAUAGAGUUGAUGAAGAGACGGGAUUGGAAAUGCAAAAGAAGCAGAGAAGAAAGGAUGCCAAAGAAGAAUUAACUUGCGCAAGAAUUAGGGUUUAUGUCAGAGGACAGAAGAAACACACGACUCCGGCGAGGGAACAGGGCAUGUUGGAGAUCACGGAUAAGGAUGAAAGGGCCGCUAGGAAUCGACAAGAACGCUCGAGGGAACUCAAAAUGCUCCAAAGAGGACUGUUCUCGAGUAUUGGAGACAAAAGUUUGGUUAGGUCGAAUAAUAUGUUUGUAAGUUGGGGUUUUUGUUUUGUUGAUUUUAGUUGCUAAAACAAGGUUUUCGAUAGAUUUUUUUGGUGAAAUUCUUAAUUUUAGCUGUAAUUGAGGUAUUCCAUUUAGUUUUUAGGCCAUUUUGCUAAACGGAAUUUGAGAAAUUUCAAAAAUUUAUAAAAAUUUGCCAUGGAUAAUAUAAAAUAAUGUCAUGUUUUUCUUUCAGUUCCGCCACAAACAGCUCAAAUUCGCCCGCUCCAGAAUCCACGGAUGGGGCCUGUUUGCAGUGGAGGAUGUGCAAUCAAAUGAACUCAUUAUUGAAUACGUGGGAGAACUAAUUAGAUCUACAGUAGCAGACGCCAGAGAAGUGGGAUACACGAAACGAGGCAUUGGAUCCUCGUAUCUGUUCCGAUUGGACGCUGAUUUUGUAAGGAUGAGAUUGUUUUUGAAGGGAUUGUUUAAUUUUGAGGGGGUUUGUGAAGAUUUUUUUGCGGAAAUUUGUCAUGGAUAACAUAAUUUAUGAUGAAUAUUUGAUUUAUUUUUUGAUCUUUAGGUUGCAAAUAGGCGUAGUAUGAGUUUAUUGGUCAUAUUUUUAGAUAUUUAGAGGAUUCUUGGUGAUUUUUAGUAAAAAAAAAAUAUUAAAAUUUCCACGGAUAACAUAAUUUUUGAUGAAUUUUUGAUUUAUUUUUCAAUUUUCAGGUAAUUGAUGCCACUAAAUCAGGAAAUGUGGCCCGAUUUAUUAACCAUUCAUGCUCUCCCAACUGUUAUGCCAAGAUUUUGACAGUAGGUACCCAAAAGAAGAUCUGCAUCUAUGGGAAAAGAUUCAUCUCCAAGGGCGAAGAGAUCACCUACGACUACAAAUUCCCCUUCGAAGAGGAGAAGAUUGUCUGUUAUUGCGGCGCCGAGAACUGCAGAGGCUCCCUAAAUUAA
Bursaphelenchus xylophilus (pine wood nematode) is the source of this 6855-nucleotide messenger RNA. The record is from the annotation of a GenBank genome assembly. Lineage: Eukaryota; Metazoa; Nematoda; Chromadorea; Rhabditida; Aphelenchoididae.